Molecule: messenger RNA, 2940 nt
Organism: Ogataea philodendri
Lineage: Eukaryota; Fungi; Ascomycota; Pichiomycetes; Pichiales; Pichiaceae
Exons: 6
Coding region: 1-2940 (979 amino acids)
Biological process (GO): peptidyl-lysine trimethylation; peptidyl-lysine monomethylation
Molecular function (GO): protein binding; protein-lysine N-methyltransferase activity
Source: RefSeq, a predicted model, not a curated record
AUGUUCGGUCAAGAAGUUGGCACAAUCGUGAACAAUACCAGAGAUGAUCACGAGUCCCUUUUGCUCCUUGGCCUUCUCGAAGAAAGUGGACUUGUCCCACACUGGAAGCUCGCUCAACUGAGGACCCCAGUUGAGCUUGGCUCUCAUUCUGUCGAUCUUCUUUUGUUGCUGUUGCAAAAUUCCCUGGUCAAUGGCGUUCUGAGAGAAUUUCUUGAGGUUGAAGGCCAAGCCGACCUUCGACAUGCAGUAAAUGACAACCUUGGUUGGGUCGUAUUGGUACCACUUCAGAGCGUUUCUGUAGUCCGAAGGGAACUCGUGGUGGAAGUUGUGGUAGCCUUCUCCGAAAGUAACCAGAGCGGUCAAGAUGUGGUCUCUUGGGGUUCUUCUGUCGUCAAAUGGUUGCUCUCCAAUCCAGUGAGCAAGAGAGUUCACACAGAAAGUAGCUUGUUGAAUGAAGGCGGCUCUGAGCAAUCCAGCGUAAAUGAAUCCUCCCCAGAAGUCGUUAAACAAAUCGCUAAUGUCGGCUCUUGCCUUGUAUCUUGGGUUUGGAACAAGAAGCAUCCAUCCCAUGUGGGAGUACCAAAAACCUCUCUUGGCAUCAUAUGGAUCUCUUGGUGUGUCUGUGUAUCUGUGGUGGACUCUGUGUUGGUGUCCCCACAUCUUGAUGGAACCUUCAAUGGCAGAGGCACCAAAAAGAGCAAAGAAGAUCUUCAAAGGAGCUUUGCAAUCGUAGGCUCUGUGAGCCCAGUGUCUGUGGUAUCCGGCGGUGAUGGAGAGACCGCCAAAGCAGUAGAGAAUGAUGGCGGUGACGAAUGUGUUCCAAGUCAAUGGAACCCAUCUUGUGGAAACCAAUCCUCCCACAGGCACAGCCAAGACAAGGAUGAAGUUCAACCAAUUGAUGUGCUUGUGCCAGUUUUCAAGGGUCCAAGGUCCAGACCAGCUUCGAAAAGAAGCGGCACGUCCAAAACAACCAUCGCCUCCAUACGGAACCAGCUGCGGAACAUUGACCAUCUUAAACGCUGGCUCGACGGGAGCACUGGAGGGCCCUCGGCCAAGAUUUCUCCCAAAAUAGAUGCUGUGUCGGAUCCUCAAACCGGCCGGUCGAUCUUUGCGACGUCAAAGCUUGCCACAAACGAGCUGAUCAUUACGAUCCCGUAUUCGUACAUGCUUAACUAUGUGACCAUUCUCAAACAUCUGGAGUGCCAUACUACGUGGAAUUCUCCCGCGGUUAGCAAAAGCUAUGUUUAUGUUCCUGAAGAGCCAAAAUCAGCGCUGUAUUCCAAGUUUGAUCUGACAAAAACUCUUAAACUGUCGUCUUUCCAACUGGUUUCGCUCUACCUGGUUUUAGAGAGUCAUAGACCAGAAUCGUUCUGGAAACCAUUUAUAGAUGUUCUUCCCAACCUGAAUGAUUUUGACAGUGUGCCUCUCCUCUGGAUCGUCGAGUCAGAUCCUGUUUUCGACCUGCUACCAUUGGCAAUAAAAAACCACGCUAAAGCCCAGCACGAUAAGUUUCUACAAGAUUACGAGGUCGUUCAGACUUUCUUGGCAGAGUAUAUCACCGAUGCGCAAAUAAUGGUUCCUUUGAAAGAGUUUCUUUGGGCAUGGCUUUGUUGUAAUUCAAGAUGUCUCUAUAUGGAGCUCCCAGAAAUACUUGACAAACAGCUUGAAGACAAUUUCACUCUCGUUCCCUUUGUUGACUUUAUCAACCAUUCCCUGGACGACCAGACCCAGGUCAGUCUGUCACCUGUUUCUGGAUUCCAGGUCACCAUUGGAGAGCAUGCCUACAGUCCAGAAGACCAGAUAUUUUUCAGCUACGGAGCACACAACGACGACUUUCUGCUCUGCGAAUACGGAUUUAUGCUGGAAGAAGGCAAGAACAUAUGGAAUACCGCUGAUUUAACUCCAUAUGUCGAGUCACUAUUGAAACCAGACCAAAAGAAACUAUUAGAAGAAUACAAUUACAACGGAGACUACACUGCAACCAAGGACGAAAUAUCAUUUAGAACAGAAGUCGCAUUGGUCACUCUGAUAGAAAAACGAACUUCCAAAGUCAUAGACCUGAUCAACGGUCUCAACAACGGAUCAGCAUACAAAAAGACAAUUAAUGUACCUUCGAUGCGUUGGACAAGUCAAUCAAUAGUGAUCGUCCUGCUUGUCCCAACGGUCGUAACUCCGUCUUCUUUGAUCGUUCCUACCACGAUUGUCCCUGCUUCCAAAAUUUCUAUCAGAUCUUCUUCCCGAAUUCCAGUCGUUAUCCCUGUUUCUGUUUCCGCUUCCGUUUCCGUUUCUGUAUCCAUUUCUGUUUCCAGAUCUGUUCCCAUUUCUGUUUCCAUAGCUAUUACCUCUUGGUCUGUAGUUUCCCUUCAAAACACCGUCAACUUGGAACACUCCAUCAAUGUCCUCUUUGGUGACACCGAAUCUAUCCAGAUCACGUGCAGAGACCUGCAACAGGCGUUCACCUCCAACCAUGGCCUGGUAAAGGCGACCACAGUCCAAAACCAAAGCCUUAGGAUCGGCAUCGCGAUCGAGCCUUGGAACAGAGGCGUAAGUUCCCAGCAUAGAGGAAAGCAACGAGUUUCUCUCAGCAUAAAACUUCUCUGCCUUGGACAAAAUAGAAAUGGACUCUCCAGUGGUACCUGCUCUUCCUGUUCUUCCGACUCUGUGAGUGUGAGAAGCAGUCUCGAGUUGCACACCAAGCUGGAUCACGCAGUUGACACCUGGGAAAUCCAUACCUCUGGCACCAACGUUGGAAGAAAUCAGCACACCGCUUCUAGCAUUUCUGAAUCUAGUCUGAACAGUGUUACGUCUAGACUGUCUCAAGUUUCCGUGCAAAGGAAGCACUGGGAACCGUGGGCCAAACUUGUUACCCAAAAUUUCUCUGGCAAGUUCAUAGAAGUACUCGGUGGCCUUGAUGUUUGGCAUAAACACAAUCACCUUUGA